UUCUGUAAAAAGAAAAAAGGCAAUGAUUAACGUCUUUAUCGCCUUGCUGCCUCAGUCUGUGUACAUUUCUGCGGGAUUGCUUUCCGGUCGUGGUUUUGUGUAAACUGCUAGAUGUUUGACUGUGAAUGCUAGCUUGGUGUUAGCAGGCUAGCUCUUUGUGUGGCUAGCAGCUAGCCGAGGGGAUGGUUUGUUGUUGUUGAAGCCAGCAGUUCUCCCAUCGUCUGGGAGAGGACAUUCGCCGAUUGAAGAUUAUCUUUUCAUAGUUCCUGACACAUUAGUGAAGGCGCUCCCUGAAAUCUGCUGUGUAACAACAGAAUAACUACACCGAGAACGGGGACAGUUUGACUGAAGAGGGAGGAGAUGGGAAACUGUCUGAAAUCUCCGACCUCAGAUGAUAUUUCUUUGCUGCACGAAUCCCAAUCGGACCGAGCCAGCUAUGGAGACGGUACUGAUCCGGACCAGGAGCCACCACCCCCAUAUCAGGAGCAAAUUCAUGUGCCUGUCUACCAUCCGACACCCAGCCAGGCUCGACUGGCCACCCAGCUGACAGAGGAGGAGCAGGUCCGCAUCGCCCAGCGCAUUGGACUCAUCCAGCACCUGCCAAAGGGCAUUUAUGACCCAGGUCGGGAUGGUUCAGAGAAGAAGAUCAGAGAGUGCGUCAUCUGCAUGAUGGACUUUGUGUACGGAGACCCGAUCCGGUUCCUGCCCUGCAUGCACAUCUACCACAUGGACUGUAUAGACGACUGGCUGAUGAGGUCCUUCACCUGCCCGUCCUGCAUGGAGCCUGUGGAUGCUGCGUUGCUUUCCUCCUAUGAGACCAACUGACGCACACGUUCACAGACAGACUGGGCACACACACACACACACGAUUCACAUAUACAGACUUUACUAACCUCUGUCCACAAUUAGUAAGUUGGUGUCUUAAAGUGAUAUAUCAACACCGUGAUAAUGUCAAAGAUGUAUUCUAACUUCAUAAGCCGUGUGGGGAGGGCACAUGCAUGUGUGAGUGUUCGUGCGUGCAUGGGUGUGAGCGUGCAUGCAUGAGUUCCUCAGUUGGCCUGCUGGACAGGAUUGCAUCUGAGAAAGGAGUGUAAGAAUGAGUGGUGUGUCAGUGAGUAGUAGGAAGGUUUUGGAAAGAGAAGGUGCAGAAAAUGGAGCAGUCAGUGAGUGGGAGGUUGGAGCAGAGGAGUUCACAGGAAUGAAUGACUGUUAGCUGUUAAUGAUUAAGAAACAUUUCCAACAUCCGCUUUCAUGCCCUCAUGUACACACAAGCAUACAAGUGCACUCAGUUACACUUCCCUUAUUUACUCACUAUCCUUAAAAUGAAGGACAUGUAACGUCGUCAUCAUCAUCAUCAUGGUGCUGCACGUUGUGUUUCUCGGACUACUGACGCCUUUUAAUAUCAUAUUGCAAGAUGAUGGUGGAGUGGAAAGAAAUGUCCCUCAGAUGAUUUGUGGAUCUGCUGGAAGAUCAGAGGUGUGUCCGUUCAGAAGCCCUGUGCAGAGUCAAAGCUGCUGCAGAAACUGCAAAACUCGAGCAUGUGGUUAUUUAAAGACUGUCAAAGCCUGAUAUCAGAGUGGAGACCACAAACCUGCAGAUGUGCUCUGAAGAUACAUGACAGGCCUCCCGUUUCUGUCAUGACCUCUUAUGAGGUAAAAAAAAAAAAAGAUAAUGGUUAGUGCAUUGUUGGAUUGUCUUUGUGAAUUUUGUUCUGUACAUUUUAUGUUAAUCAGCAUACAGUAGGGGCCUCAAUCUCUCAGACCAGGGGCCAUAUGUGGCCUAUGAAAUAAUUUCACAAUGUUUGGAAUUUAUUGUUAAAUCUGUCCUGCAAAGAAAAAACAGUUGCCCAUUUUGAAUUUCCUCGUUUGUUUUUUUUGUUUUUUUUACUGUAAGUUUUCUCUCUGUCUCUCUCUCUGUCUCUCUCUCUCUCUCUCUCUCUCUCAAGGCUGCAUAAUCAUAGGAUAAAAGUUGAUUUCCCCACCGAAAACUAAUGAUCUAUAACAGACUUUGCGGUGCACAUGCAGUGAACUACCAGCAAAGGUGGUGAAGGUGAGGAAAAACGUCAACCCAAGGUCUGUGUUAUUUAAGGAACUUAAUGAAGCACAUGAUCUUUGCACAUUUUUUGUUUAAUAGGAAAUAUGUAAAAGGUAAGACCCUUCAGCUUCUUUAUUUACUCUGGGUCAUCACAGCAGAGCUGAGACGGAUCUGCCACUGGUGGCUCUAAGCGGGGAUCAGGUUUAAGAGGGAAUCAGGUUUAGGGCGUUUACACCCUCCACCACCUCCGAGCAGAAAACUAAAUGGCUAUGUUACAGCUUGCCAGCCAAAAGCUUAAAGUAUGCCAUUCUGAAUACAGGGAGCCCAGCAGGACUCAAUCACAAUAUACAGUAGGGGAAAUAUAGAAAUUCAAUGAGGAAAAUAUAGGGGCAAUGGCUACAAGUGAGGCAAAAAUACAGGGGAUACUAGUCUUGUACAGCCAACUUUACAGCAAAUAAAUAAUAAUUAAAGCAGAUAAGGAUACCCAUAGAUGCUCUGCCUCAGUAACACCAUCACAGAAUGUAGGCUCUAACUACGGGUGCUACAAUAUGCUGAAUGUGUCACAAAUUGUGAUACUUUUUCUGAUUUGUAUCAUGACAUUUUGACCAUAGUAUUGUGAUAAACCUAAUAUAUACAGUAGUUUAAAUUUCAAAAUGCUUGCUUGAAUGUCUGAAAAAUGUUUUUUACACUUUAAUUCAUAGCAGCAACAUACGACUAUUAUUAAUAUCAGGCAGUUAAAUCAGGCAAUGAUAGGGGAACUUAACAGUGUAUGUUGUCAAACGCUUCAUUCAGGCUCACCGCAGGCACCUCUUCCUCUGUGUUGAGAACCAGGAGGAUAAAUCAUCUUGAACAAUGAAGACUCAUUAAUAUCUCCAAAUAAGGAUAUGCUGUUUCUAACAUUCUACUUCCCUGCCUGGUUGUUCGUGUGGAAUCUGACCAUUAUGCAGAGUAUAAAACAAUACUUUGGCAUUUGAUGUUAGAAACUGAAUUUUUUUUAUGCGUCAUCCAUCCCAACUUAACAAAAUUAUAGCAGUUGCCUCUUCCAAAUGUCCAAAAUAUGUACAUGCUUGAAUUGCCUAAGAUUGCCGGAAAAUGCACCCUUAAUUUCAAAGUUUUCGGGGGGGGGGGGGGGGGGGCGUUUACCCCCACACCCCCUAGUCAAACUCUCCUCCCUCCUUCUAAGAAACCUAGAUCCACCCCUGUCUGCAUGUUGAUUUUGGCACAAGUUUUAUGUUUGAUGCCCUUCCUGACGCAAUGUGGAGAAUGAGCAGAGAUGCCCUUGAACUUGGAACAUUCUGCUACGGAAACAAGUGCACUAACUGUUUGGCCACCACCUCAACAGGAAAUAUGCAAGGUGCAAUUUUUUAAUUUAAUUGUAUUUAUUUAUUUUAAUAAAUAACAUGUAGACCACCUUAUUGGUGAUGGUAGCAUAGCAGUCACACGUGUCAAAUUAAUUUAACUGAAAUCGAAAUUUCCUCCACAGAAAUUGGCUUUACUCCGUCCACUUUGAGACCCUGUAGGCCAAUAGUCGUCUUACAUGAUGCAAAAAUGUUCUUUGGCAAACAAGAAAAUUUUGUUUUUUGCAAGUAUAAUCAUUAACAUUACACAAACUCUUCACUUUUUGAUCUGCUGUGUAUUUUGGUGGAGAGCAGCCUGCCUAGUGGCCCCCAGGUCAUCCAAGUUUGAGACCCCAGGUAUAAGGGCUCCAUUGAACUGGUUUUUACCAACCAUACAGAUGAAGCAAAAAUGCAUGUUUAGUUCAGCCACUGAUGUAAUUAAUGCACAGCUGGCACAAUAUUGCUAUAAAAACUACAGUAUUUGUUCUCUUGUUUCAGUCGCAGUGGUUUCUCCAGUUACUGACCAGUUACCAAGUGAUCUUGACAAUAUUUUGACUUCACUGCAUUUGUAACAAAUGAACAUUUUGUGAUGCUCCUCUUUUUUUCGCUGAUGUCAGGGUAAAGUAUGCACUUUGCUUUACCUGCCUAUCAAAUCUGAAUGCCUAAUUUUUUUUAAUCCUCACAAAUGAAAGACACCGUUGCCACUAAAAUAUUUCUGGUGAUGUUAACUAGACUACUGACUGAACUCCAGUGUUGGUGCUCCUGUAUUGUUGAGUCCAAAUCCUAUAUCUAUACCAAGUCUUUGAGGAAAA
Thalassophryne amazonica is the source of this 4183-nucleotide messenger RNA. RefSeq names its product ring finger protein 11b (gene rnf11b). The record is from RefSeq and is a predicted model, not a curated record. The transcript is spliced from 3 exons. NCBI's taxonomy places the organism in Eukaryota, Metazoa, Chordata, Actinopteri, Batrachoidiformes, Batrachoididae. Bases 361 to 825 code for a protein of 154 amino acids.